UAUGAAGUCAUUUCAAAACCUACCAACAACAAACAGCCUGAAACAAGCACAAGAGAAAUCUUUGUGGUUUUCUGAGCGAAAAGUUCCUAAAGACAGCUUUUAUUGACAAUGAAAGUUCAAGGAAAAUCUAUCACUGAGGCGAAAGCUCAUGAAACUGGGAUUGUUCGGAAUGUGAGUGCCACGAAGGAACUUCCUACUGUUUUAGACAACGAAACAAGAACCCUGUAUGAUCUUUUAGCGAAUGCAGUCAAACGCCAUGGAGAUAACCAUGCUGUUGGUUAUCGAGAUCUAAUUAAGGAACAUGUGGAAGAGAAGAUGAUUACGAAGGUUGUAAACAAUGAAAAGAAAGAAGUCCCCAAAAAGUGGUCCUACUUCGAGCUUUCCGAUUACAAGUACCUUAGCUUUAACCAAUUCUAUGAUAAGACCAUGCGUCUUGCUGGUGGUUUGCGUAAAUUCGGUUUGAAGGCUGGUGACAAGUUGGAACUCUAUGCAUCCACUACCGCUUCUUGGUUCAUAAUGGCUCAUGCCGCUAUGUCUCAGUCUAUGUCAAUUGUUACAGCUUAUGAAACUUUGGGUGAGGAAGGUCUUUUGCAUUCUUUACGUGAGACCGAUGUUCAUGCAAUCUAUACCGAAGCCAAUCUUUUGAAGAGUCUAGUCAAUCCUUUGAAGGAAGUCAACUUGCAUUAUAUUGUCUACCGUGGCAAAGCUAAACCUGAAGAUGUUGAGGCAUUAAAGCAAUCUCGUUCAGAUAUCAAAUUAAUCUCCUACGAGGAACUUGAGUCUUAUUCGGAGCCUGCCACUCCUGAACCUCCCUCCCCUGAAGAUCUUUGUUGUACAAUGUACACUUCUGGUAGCACUGGUCUGCCUAAGGGUGUAUUAUUAACUCACAAAAACAUGGUAGCUUUGGUGACGGGUAUCUGCAAGGUCAUUCCUGAAGUUACUUCGAAAGACUAUCUUUUGGCAUAUCUUCCAUUGGCUCAUAUUCUAGAAUUUGCUUUUGAAAAUCUAUGCUUAGCCUGGGGUGGCACCAUUGGUUAUGCCGGUGUUCGCACCUUAACGGACACAAACUGCAGAAACUGCCAUGGUGAUAUACUUUCUUUCAAGCCUACGAUUAUGGUGGGUGUUCCUGCCGUCUGGGAGAUGGUCCGUAAGGGUAUAACCAGCAAGUUGGGUGCCGCUUCCUCCGUUAAGAAAUCUGUUUUCUGGGCUGCUUAUCACGCAAAGCUUCGCAUGAUGCGUCACGGAAUUCCUGGUAGUUCCUUUUUAGAUGCCGCUAUUUUUAAUAAAAUUCGCAGUGCUGGUACUGGUGGUCGCUUGCGUUAUGUGUUGUCAGGUGGUUCAGCCUUGUCUCCUGAUACAAAGCAAUUUUUGAGUGUUGUUCUCUGCCCGGUUUUAAUUGGAUAUGGUCUGACCGAGGUUAGUGCCGCUGCAAUGAUCGAAACACCUUCUACCUUCAAUAUCGAUGACUCUGCUGGUGUCAUUUUACCUUGCACCGAAAUGAAAUUAAUCGACUGUGAAGAAGGUUCUUACUACACAAACGCUAAUCCCCCUCGUGGUGAGAUUUUACUUCGUGGACCUUCUUUGACACAGGGUUACUUGAAUCGUGAGAAAGAGAAUAAGGAGAGCUUCAGCGAGGAUGGCUGGUUCAUGACUGGUGAUGUUGGAGAACUGACUCCUCAUGGAUUAUUAAGAAUUAUUGACCGUAAAAAGAAUCUUGUCAAGACUCAAAAUGGUGAAUAUAUUGCUUUGGAGAAGUUGGAGUCUCGAUACCGUUCUAGUUCUCUUGUUGCUAACAUCUGCGUCUAUGCUGACCAAUCGAAGGUCAAGCCCAUUGCCAUCAUCGUGCCCAACGAAGCCGCUGUUCAUAAAUUGGCCGUUGAAAAAGCAGGUGUUGAAGAAAAUGCCUCUUGGGAAAGUGUAUGUAAGAACAAGAAGGUGCGUCACAUGGUUUUGGAAGACCUUUUGAAAAUUGGACGCUCUCACCGUUUCUCCAAUAUUGAACUUAUUCAAAACGUUGUCCUUGUCCCAAUUGAAUUUACUCCAGAAAAUGGUUUAGCUACAGCUGCUCAAAAGCUCCAGCGCCGUAAGAUUGUUGAACGCUUCAGCAAAGAUGUCAAUGAAGCUUAUGCUGAGUAAACGUUUAUUUGAUGAGCAAAUUUUAUGAUUAUUUGGGGUUGUUGUAUUAAUGCACGUUAACUUUAUAAUAACAGUUUGUUAGUACGAGACGAUACUUUUUUAAACGAUAUUAGGUAUAUUUAUCGGUUUUUUUUUGCUUUGUUUUUGAACUGAAAGCACGUAUAAACCGUUCUUUUCGCUAUUGAACUGGGAAUCUUGUUUCUACUGUUGGUUUUCUAAUUAAGACAUUUUUUUUGUGAAUAAAAUUUUUUUACAACUUAUAUAA
Schizosaccharomyces octosporus yFS286 is the source of this 2401-nucleotide messenger RNA. RefSeq names its product long-chain-fatty-acid-CoA ligase Lcf1. The coding region runs from base 109 to 2136 and encodes 675 amino acids. Gene Ontology annotation, biological process: long-chain fatty acid metabolic process; long-chain fatty-acyl-CoA metabolic process. The transcript has 2 exons. Gene Ontology annotation, molecular function: long-chain fatty acid-CoA ligase activity. The record is from RefSeq and is a predicted model, not a curated record. Gene Ontology annotation, cellular component: lipid droplet; plasma membrane; endoplasmic reticulum. Lineage: Eukaryota; Fungi; Ascomycota; Schizosaccharomycetes; Schizosaccharomycetales; Schizosaccharomycetaceae.